Molecule: messenger RNA, 4037 nt
Organism: Engraulis encrasicolus (European anchovy)
Lineage: Eukaryota; Metazoa; Chordata; Actinopteri; Clupeiformes; Engraulidae
Gene: socs3b
Product: suppressor of cytokine signaling 3b
Exons: 2
Coding region: 470-1354 (294 amino acids)
Biological process (GO): phosphatidylinositol phosphate biosynthetic process; intracellular signal transduction
Cellular component (GO): phosphatidylinositol 3-kinase complex
Molecular function (GO): 1-phosphatidylinositol-3-kinase regulator activity
Source: RefSeq, a predicted model, not a curated record
CAAUUUGGGGCAGUACUUCACUUCCACUACCUCUUGCCGAGCAGAGGCUCUUUUUUUCUACGGACUUUAAAGUCUCCCAACUGACGAACGGUUCCCAUCUACCAUGUCCCCUUCGUCCUCGAAUUGAAAAGCACGGAUGAAAAGAAGAUAGAACUGACUGACGACAGUUAGGCUACGGGAUUUUGUCAGUGGAGACGCCAAAGUUUGCUGCUGCUGCUGUCUUCCAACGGUGUGAGUCUACCCCCAUCACCAUUCCUUGAUGUCCUGGAGCAUUGACUGUAGCGCGGUGCGAGUGAGUGCUUUGCGAGUCUGCAAGCCCUGCUGCUGCACCCUGUUGCCUGUUGCAAACUCCGGCCGCCACCCUGUGCCCCCCGCCCUGGCCCCGGCCCCGCGCAACCCACCGAGUCCCCAGGCGUCGCACCACCCCUGGAGGUCGGGCGACUGCUACUAAGGGCAUCGGCCCAGCGCCAUGGUAACCCACAGCAGGUUUGACUUCUCCUCCUCUUCCUCCUUCUUCCUCCCGGCGAUGAGCAGCAGUCCUGUGGCGGAGUGCGGAGGAGGCCAGCGGCGCCUAGCCCCCCCACCGCCGCUGGCACGCCACCACCACCAUCCCCACCAUCCCCACCACCGCUACAAGACCUUCAGCUCGCGCCUGCAGUACCAGCUGGUGCUGGCGGCCCUGCGCAAGCUGAAGGAGAGCGGCUUCUACUGGAGCGCCAUGGGCGGCAAGGAGGCCAGCGCGCUGCUGAGCGCCGAGCCCGCCGGCACCUUCCUGGUGCGCGACAGCUCCGACCACCGCCACUUCUUCACGCUCAGCGUCAAGACGGCGUCCGGCACCAAGAACCUGCGCAUCCAGUGCGACGCCUGCUCCUUCUACCUGCAGACGGACCCGCACGACGCCCAGCGCGUGCCCCACUUCGACUGCGUGCUCAAGCUCAUCCACCACUACAUGCCUCCCGCCGUCUCCGCCUCCGCUUCACCUAGCAGCGCUGAGCCCUACUCAGCAGCAGGUGGUAGUGGAGGCAGUAGCAGCAGCAGCAGCAGUGGCGGCAGCAGAACAGGGGGUGCUAGUUCCUCUGCCCUGGUGGAUUGUGGGAGGGAGGUGGCGGUAGGAAGUUCGGCCGGCUCGGGCAGCUCGGGUGGCAGCAGCAGCAGUAGCAGUAUGUACUUCAUCUACUCAGGAGGAGAGAAGGUUCCCCUGGAGCUCCUGCGGCCUCUCUCCUGCACCAUGUCCACACUGCAGCACCUGUGCCGCAAGACCGUCAACGGACACCUGGACAUGACGCCCAACAAGCGGGACCAGCUCCCACAGACUCUGCAGGAGUUCCUCGAGGAGUACGAUGCACCCAUUUGACCUUUAACCUCUAACCCCCUCCUAACCUCCCAUCAAUAAUACCCAACGACAACGACGACAACAUUGCUUCCGACAAUGUUUCUCCUCCUAAACCCCUCGUCCUAUGAACUAAAAACCCACAUGAAUCACAAUGGAACGGUUUUCUUCUGGACAUUUGCAUUGAAGUGACGCGUCUCUCGUGGGAUCAUGUGUGGGACGGUUCAUGGGUCGGCAAGGUGGGGGUGUCGCGCACGGAAAUGUGGCCCCACCGGUCCGGUCAGGAGUAAAGUGGCUAGUCGGUCACUGGCCGAGUGAGGCGAGGGGCAGGAAAGCAAAGGAUGCUGGGAAGGCACCCCAGACAGCCACGUGAAGGAGGCGCUAAUAAACAACACCACCACCACCAGGGAUGGAUUUUAGCCAUUUUUAACAAAGUUCUCUGAGUUUGUCAGUAUUGUGGGCCUUACAAGCCCAACUGUGCCUUCGAGUGGUAAUAGAGGAAAACUGUGACUGUGGAGAGAAAGGAGAAACCAAGAGAGAGAGAGGGCAAGAGAAAGAAAGAGUGGCAAUAUUGUGUCGUAAUGGCCUCGGGACGGACAGCAGCACAACAUAAAGUAUUCCUAUGGAAUUGUGGGGGCCCUAUACCUUCGGGUUGACAGCUGACCAGCUCUGGACACAUUCUAAAACACAAUGGCGAACUAUUGCAACUUUUUUUCAAUUCUUGUUAUUCUUUUCUUUUGCCCUCAGACGGUGAGAGUGAGAGCGAGCUCUGUUCGUUUUCUUCGUUGACGUUUAAUUUUUCCAGAUGACGAAUGACGUGUGUCAUGUUUCCGCAAGUGGACUUCCUCUGGUGUUUUGUUGGGGUCAGUCUUGUCAGUCAAGCGGAGUUCGAGUCGAGGCUUGGCUGAGCUUAAGUGAUGCUGCUAGGGCUGCCAUCCAAGCCCUCUACAUAAUCGAUCAGGAGACGAGAGGCGCUCUCUCACGCUCUUUUAUCCUGGUUGACAGUUUGGACUCCUUUCAUGAAACAGAGAGACAUAGUGUGUGUGUGUGUGUGUGUGUGUGUGUGUGUGUGUGUGUGUGUGUGUGUGUGUGUGUGUGUGUGAGUAAGAGAGAGUGUGUGUGUGUGAGGAGAAGGGCCCUGGUGGUGACUGUAUGACGCUGACAUUUCCACCACAGCUUGCCAAGCAGAGUAGAGUAGAGCUGCCCGCCUGCUCGCCCGCCUCAGUGGGUGUCUCAGCCUCUCAGAGCCAGAGGGAGAGCACAGUUAGCCAGCCUCAGUUUCUCUCCUCUUCCCCUCUCCUUUAUUUCUCUCUCCUCUCCUGCCAUGUCCUCCUCUCCACUCCUCCCUCCUCUCGUCUCCUCCUAUCCUCACCUUCUCUCCUCCUCUCCUUCCCUCCUCUCCUCUCCUCUCCUCUCCUCAUCUCUCCGUCUUCUCUCCUCUCUUCCUCCCCUGCCCAGUCCUCCUCUCCUGUCUUCCGCUUGCUUUUCAUUACCCCCCUCCUUGGUUUUCUACCCCCUUUCCGUCUUUCUCCUUUCCAUUCUGCCAUCCAGUAUUCAUCUCUUCAGUUGCAAUAGUUCUGCUGGUUUCGUUCUACUCUCCUGCAGUCAUGCCCUCCCCUCUCUCUCUCUCUCUCUCUCUCUCUCUCUCUCUCUCUCUCUCUCUCUCUCAUCCUUUGUUCCUUUGUGCUAUUUCCUCCUCCUCCUCCUCCCCGCUUUACUUUCUCUCUUGCUCUCUUGACAUAAGUUUUGAAAAUGGCCCCCGAGAAAGAACCCCAGUGUUGUUGCUGGGAGGAAAUUCUUGCCGCGGGCCAAAAUAAAUGAUUAUUUCCUCUCCGCUGGCCCAAAAAGCCGUGCAAAUAUUUAAAAUGCGUCAGCAAAUGGCAUUGCAAAAAGCGGGAGCCUGCGAGGGCCCGGGUCCACAAGACGUAUACUGUGAAAAACCUUCGCCAAGCACAGUAUGCAAAAGAAAAUCCCUUCAAAAUGUAACUGCUCUGCAUCCAGACAUGGAGGCCAACAUGGCCGCCUAAAUAAACAGUUAGACGACAAGGUUGGGCUCUCUCUCCCUCCCUCUCCCCUCUCUCCCCCUGUCCUCAGACAUAACGCAGGGGUCCAGGCACCUAGAGGGAGAGCAAGGAGAGGAACACCAAUCGGGACCCCGUUUCUCGAAAACCAGUCAGCAAUGUACUAGGUUGCCAAUGGGAAAUUGCAUUGCAUCUUAGUUAGCAACGAUGUUGUGGAGAAACGCACCCCAGCACUUCCCAUCCCUCAUUGCAAACAAAACAACAACAACAAAACUAAUGUGUCUUUUUGUUUCGUUUUGUUUUGUUUCAACCCAGGCAGAAUGAUGUGGUCUGCUGUCAACAUGAAUGUAUUCCUUAUUAGUCAAUGUAAGGGCUUCUGGCUCCUCCUCUCUUGUAGUUUUCUAGAGUUAUUUUGUUUUUGUACCUUUUUUGUCAAUUUUUAAGAUGAUGCGUACAUGUGUCACAACCAACCAGACAACAUGUUUCUUUUUAUCCUCAUGUCUUUUAUAAAGAUGUCACUCAUCUUAAGGUGCCAGUCUGUAGUGACUGACAGUGCAAGCUUGAAGAUCUGGAAACAAAAGCAUUACAUAAUAUGGAAAUGCAGACAGAAAAACACUUUGCACAUAUUUAUAUUUAUAAGAUAUUUCAAUAAUUUAUAUUAAAGAGCACUAUUUUUACAAAAUCAA